UGAGACCACAGCAGCAGGAAGUGAGUCGCCAAAUUAAGGGGGAAUAUUGAAAUUAAACGCUAAAAUGUGAUUAUUGAAACCGAAGUUAAAUAAAAAUCUGUAAAUGUAGGAGUUCACUGUAGCCGGACAGAUGAGUCUUCGUGCUUUGUGGAUUAUUUCGCACGAAAAGGGAGAAAAUGCGUCAGUUCGCUUUUCAAGGAGGUUUUCCACCGUGGAGCACCGUGCAAAGAUAAUAGCCGGUUCUUCCUAUGUAGCAGUCCCAGAGGACCUCAGAGUGCUGCAGCUGCUGCUCUCUGAGCUCGGCCUUUCUGACUUGGACAAGCCCUUUGCCUCCAGAGAUGAUUGCCUUAAUAAUCAGCGAUCACCAGGCCUGGAGCUGCGUGUGGACGGCCCUGGAAAGGCACUGCUUUGGCCCGUGUUGACUAUCUCACAUGGUCCUCUCAUCCUAGCUUGCCUACCUUUAGUGGACGCCCCCCCUGAACCACGACCCCCCCUUUCUAACCUGCUGUCUGUCUCCCAGGGACUCGCGUUCCUUGCAGGUUUGCAGACUUUUCUCCUCUCCUCGGGGGGUAAAACUGACAGUGAGGGGCUGACCUCUCGCUUGGCCAUGCUGCCCUCUAUACUCUUAAAGAUCUGUCCACUUGGCACACCUCUGGAUGUGCCUCAACCUGGGGGACCUGCAGCAGCCACAGCACUUGCUCCUGCUGGAAACCAGAAGCAGCCAGCCUGGAAGACGGGGCUCCACCGUGGCAGAGCUGUGGUGAACGUAGCACUGGUAGAAACAGUACGCUCUAUGCAGUAUGGUAACCGCAGCAGACAGGACCUGUGGGAUGUUUUUGGCACUGUGACAUGCAAAUGUGAAGUUGAAGGGGCCCUCCCAAAUGUGACAGUGACCCUCACACUUCCACCGAAUGGUUCUCCACUACAGGACAUCCUAGUCCAUCCCUGUGUCACCUCACUGGACUCCAGCAUUCUCACGGCCACCAGCGUGGAUAACUAUGAUGGCUCAGCAUUCUCAGGGCCAUAUAAAUUUCCCUUCUCUCCUCCUCUGGAGCCUUUUAGACUAUGCAGCUAUACAUCUCAGGUCCCUGUUCCACCUAUCCUGGGUUUGUAUCAGCUGAAGGAAGAAGAGAACCACCUGCGUGUUUCAGUGACACUCAAGCUUCAUGAGAGUGUGAAGAACAGCUUUGACUACUGUGAGGCACACCUGCCAUUCUUUAACAGGGAUCAGAUGAGUGUUGUGGAUGUGAAGGUGAGCUCAGGGCAACUGGAGGUGUCAAAGGAGAAGAACCUUCUCGUCUGGGGACUGGGACAAAAGUUUCCUAAAUCCCGUGAGGUGACAAUGGAAGGAAAGAUCAGCUUUUCUGGGCCGACGCCAGGACCUACUGACCCUAUCUGCAUCGGACUCACAGCCUACGUUAAAUUGUAUUUCAAAGUGCCGGACUUGACGCUCUCUGGAUGUUGUGUGGACCAGCAUUCAGUUCAGGUUUACUCCUCUGCCAAACCACGCAUUGUAACAUCUCGAGAACUUCUAUCCAAAGAGUACUUCCUGUGGAAUUCAACAGGAACUGCUCCAGUAUCAUCUGGCCAGAUGAUGCUGUGACAUCUGCAGCAUUUAAAAGGACUUAUGAUAUGAAACACAGUGGACCAUGCUGGAAAUGUGACCUUUAAAACCCAUUUGUUACCAUCCCGUUGUUACUGAAUCUCUCAGAAUAGGAAAACUGUCAGCAACAUUAAAGUUUAGUAGCAUUACAGUUUGCAGUGUGCAGAUUCCUACUAGGAAGAUUGAUUCCACUGAUGGAUGGAAACUGUUUUCUUUCAAAUACCUUUCCCUGCAGCCAAACCUCUUUCAUCCCCUAACCCUCACCCUCCCUCAGAUUUAUCCCAUUGCAGACACAAGGGCCACCCCUCGCUCCGACAGUCCCACUUCAGUGACUUUCCAUCAGCCGGAUAAUUAGCAGCUGGAGCCUUGUCAUCAGCUGUUGUGAGUCUGGACGAGAGGGGCGGCCGGGCUGUGAAAGGCCAGGCUGCUCUGGCCAGUGUCUUGGCUACAAAAGGCUCCUCUUUUAAAGCUGGCAGGAGUCCUUUCCAGCCCCCCCCUCACCCACCCUCCCCCUUUUUGACCCCAUCCCCUGCCCUGUCAACUAGUGGCUAGUUCAAACACACAACAACUCUGAGCCAAUUGUGAUUGAGCGCUGACCCUCUGGCCUUAUGAGACUUGAAAGCAGCCGGUCCCAUUCAGAGAGCUGGACCUGCCUAAUUGGUGAAAAAGUCACAAGGAUGGAAGUCACAAAGAUGGCUACCCUCUUAAAGUUGCAGAGGUGCUUCAACUCAAUUAAUGUGGAGCUUAAAGCUCCUGGUUUUCUCUGAUCAUGAAAAAAAAUAAAUUUAAUACUGAUGCAUUUGUACAACCCACAGAAGCAAACAAGACCAACAAAGAUGUAAUAAGUAAUUUCUCCACAGUUUCUCCACAGUUCCUGAAUAUGUGGUUGUGGGGUAGGUAUCAGCCAAAGUGAGUGAAGAAACAACCUUUAUUUACAUUUUCCUUAAUAAAUACUCACAGAGAGAUACAGUUGUGGUACAGCUUUGUCCACAGGGGGUGACAAAAUUGUCAUGAACUGUUAUUUCCUCACAGAAGCUUUAAGCCAGUUAUUAUCCACCUUAUUUCCAUCUCCCAUCAUACCUUACUUUAAUUCUGGUUGUGGCUUUUUAGUGCCUUUUGGCAAAUCAGCAUUUUCUAUAGCAAUGAGAUGCUAAUGCUGAUUUUUAUAGAAAUUAAAAUAUGUGAAUAUCAUCUGUUAAACCUCAAACCGGGUAAUGUGAUUAUUCCUCUGCUUUUUGCUAUGAAUGGAUGAGAAGACAAUAUAAUAUGAAAUAUAAAGAAACUACCUCAGAUAAUGUACAAGUGUUUUCAGUUACCUUUAUCAGCUCCACAUCAGUAUUUAGACUGUAAAAGGUUGGUCACAUUUUGUCAAAGGAAGUGGGGAAACAACUUUAUAAACUUGUAAACAGAUGUAGAGCCAAUCAGAGCCUUAACGUUUCUCUCACAUCAAAAUACCAGGGUUUUUAUUUCAAUGUAGUUUGCUGUGCUGUUAACUAAAAGUGUAUUGUUACAGACACAUAUAUAGUACAUUCAAAAAGUAUUUUAUUUUUUAUUUUUUUGCACUGUCUUCAACUGAGGUUUAUGGACUUACUGUUUGUUACAAAUCUGCUUUUACUUUGAAAGGAUAGAAGGAGUUUUUGAAGAUGGAUGGAAAUGAACUUAACCAUGGAAAAGGGAACUUGUCAUGGAUUGAAAUGGAAACGGGAACAGCUUA
Messenger RNA from Cheilinus undulatus (humphead wrasse), 3317 nucleotides. It is a transcript of the gene ap5m1, whose product is annotated as adaptor related protein complex 5 subunit mu 1. Gene Ontology annotation, cellular component: AP-type membrane coat adaptor complex; cytosol; late endosome. NCBI's taxonomy places the organism in Eukaryota, Metazoa, Chordata, Actinopteri, Labriformes, Labridae. The record is from RefSeq and is a predicted model, not a curated record. The coding region runs from base 131 to 1603 and encodes 490 amino acids. The transcript has 8 exons. Gene Ontology annotation, biological process: endosomal transport.